This is a messenger RNA of Naegleria fowleri, 4167 nucleotides long. RefSeq lists its product as uncharacterized. Gene Ontology annotation, biological process: organelle organization. Gene Ontology annotation, cellular component: cytoplasm. The transcript is spliced from 2 exons. The record is from RefSeq and is a predicted model, not a curated record. Lineage: Eukaryota; Heterolobosea; Eutetramitea; Acrasida; Naegleriidae. Bases 1 to 4167 code for a protein of 1388 amino acids.
AUGAAUUCUCAUAAUAUUCGAGUCUUUCAAUCGCAAGAUAUUUUGUGUCCGAGUGAGUUGGGUCAACCUCUUUGCAGUGCUGCUAGUGAAGGCUUAUUUUGGGUGGCUUUUAGUGGAAUUAUCAAAGGAUAUGCUACUCAGACCACUCAAAAGGAAUUUCAGUGCAUGUAUGAAUUUCAGCCUUUGUGGUCCGAAGUGGAUGCGAUUCAUUACUUGCCAGAUAUUCGGAGAGUCAUCACAGUCGAACGAAGACUGACCACUGUUAUGAUGGGGAGUGGUGCUGGUGGACAACAACAACAGCAAGCAACAACACCCACCACACCAUCCACUCAUCAUCAACGAGGAGGAAGUGGGAUCAACAACCAAAAUAUUUCAAACACACCAAGAUCACCAGCAUUAUCAAAUGAUUUUUCCAAUGCUUUAAAAUCUUUUUCAUCAACGUCUGUUGCAACAUCCAGUAAUUAUAAUCAAAACACACAAACAAUUGUCGAACAAUGUUGUAGAAUUUAUCGAUUUGAAUACGAUAAAAAGGAGCGAAAGACCAUCAUUUAUCCAUUUUCACUUCCGAUUCAAAAUUUUGUCUCUACCAAUAGCACAACCACGACCACAACAUUAACUCAAGCAGCGACUUCAGGUACUGCUUCAAAUAGCGAGUUAUUAAUUUCUGUUUGCACCUAUAGUAAUCAAUUGUUGACAUGUGCAAAAGAUGUUAUUUCACUGUGGAAAUUUACCAAUAACAAUGAUACCCCAAUUUGCAUCUUAAAAGUACACACGUCAUGGAAUGUGAAAUGUAUUUCUGUAUUUAACCAGUUUAUUGGAUAUGGUACAGACAGAGAUGUGAGAGUCAUUGAACUCAAGCAAAAAGAACUGGAGCAAGAAAAAACACUGUUGGAAAACUCUCAAGAUGAUGAUAUCAAUGUAAAUAAUGGAGGAAGUACUAACGGAGAAGAGACAGAUGCAGCACAACCUAAUUCUGUAAAUAUAGGAGGUAGUGUCUCUCCCAACACCUCAGAUCAUAGCGAGACUCAGAAAAAGAAAACCUCACGCUUUAAGGAAAUUCAAAAGAGAAUUCAAGCUCAUGUCCAAGAACAAAUUGUUGGGACAAAUGCUGAGAGCCCACAAUCACAAAUAUCACAAGGAGGAAUUAUUACACGUCACCAAUCAUUAAAUCCUCUCAACAAAGGAAUGGCCAUGUACUGGGGCGUAAGUCAGCUUCAUGAAUCUAUUGAUGAAAUUCAAAUACGAUUCGAUAUGGGAACCAAAGAUUUAUUACCUUCUCCUGCCACUCAGAGCUAUAGUGAGUCUGUUCGUGUGAGUGACAAGACCAGUACGAAGAAGGGUACUCAACAAUCUGCAACCAACAUUGCUUAUGAUAUAUUUGGGCAAACUCCAACAGUGGAUCAUCCUGCAUUUGCGAAUCAUAAUUAUAUUGAUAUUUGUGUAAAUCUGCUUCACAAACAUUUUACAUCUGAUGAAAGUCCUCGUUCCAUUCAUUUUCUUCAAAACAUUUCACAAAAGAAAGAUUUCAACCAAAACACAGGAAUGAAGUGCAUAUUAAGCACAUCAACAUGUGGAUACGUUUACAGUUUGUCAAGUCCUCAAUCACUGCUUUGCGAAUUCGAAUAUACCGGAGAAUGUCUAAUGAGUGCUGUAAAUUCUCUAUUUCUCUAUGCCAUUACUCCAGUAGGUUUGGAGGUGUGGAGUGUCUUGGGAGGUAGUAAUGGGUGCUUGCUUCGUUUUCAUCCGUUUAUUGGAUUGAAGAGCGUUUCAGCAACUAAUAACCAUGUCGUUCUCAUCUCCAAGAUAAGUAGCAACGAGAAUGUUUCCAUUGCAGCCUACUACAACCAACAAACAGAUAAGACUGUGCUCAUAUCAGAUAUGAGAAGCGUUGAGAAGGUGAAUCGAAAUGCUUCGCCCUCCAAAGAUUCCUCAAGAAGUGGAAGACUGUUUCCAAUUUUCAAUGCAAGGAAAAAAAGAGAAGAUAGUUCCUCUUCAUUGCCUCCAGUCGAGGAUUUUUCAUAUAAUAUUUACAUGCUUAAUGCAGUGGAGUUGAGUGACAUUUAUGAAGAUAUGCUUGAGCAUGCAAUGAUGUUUCAAAAAAGUGACAAAUCAACCUACAUGAAACUGCUAAAAGAAUCGCACAGUCUUUUACAAUCCAAAUAUUUUGAAUUAUUAUCCAAGGAAAAGAAAUUAGAAAGGUCUAUCGAUGUUGAUACUAUCACCUUGUUAAAGACAAAAAUUGAGCUUCAAAAUUAUACGACGCUUUUGAAAAGAUCCUUUGGCCUUCAAGGGGAUGCUUAUGUGGCCAUGGAAAAUACUGAUUUGGCUGCUUAUGCAUAUGCAAAUAGUGACAAACCUAUGGCAGAUAUUUUCAACAAACUUUCUGUGAGAGAAGAAUCAUUGCUGUUAUUUUUAGAGCAUAUUUUGUUUGAUAAGGAGAAUCACUGGUCAUUAGACAACCUUUCAGAAGAUUUAGGAAAUCAAAUUCUUACUAUUUACAAACAACGAAUUCCUCACACGUUAUCUACUGUGAUAUUGGCUAACAGUUUCCCUUACUCAAAGAAUCAUGCUCUAGCUCUAUUGGAAGAAAUUAAUUUAGAAUAUGUGAAAGCUCAACAAUUAACAUUGUCACGAUUUGAAGAACACUCGAUUGAAAAGAAUGAUAUAUAUCCACAACAAAAUGAACAAGUCCUGUCCUGGUUUGAAAUUAUGCCUAAGGACGCCAUGGUACUCGCAUUACUUCAUCUGCAAACUGGUAACGAGGAAAAAGCUGUUGCAAUUUUCAAGUCCGUGGAAAGCCAUAUUCUUGUAGAAUUUAUAGUUUUAAAUCCAUCAUUGCUGUUACCAAAUGCCACCGUUGAAAAAUAUUCCAAGUUGGCCAUUGUGUUCAGAAAGUAUUUCCCUUGGUGUCUUGUUGAAUCCAUAAAUCGACUAACAGCAAGCAAUUCGUGCCCUUUAAGCAAUAACCAAGUAUUGGACUUACUGAAAGAAGAUAAUUCGCAAAUUUUUGACCAUGUAGAGACGCCCUUAACUUCUCUUCUUAUGCAACAAACGUAUCUUUCCACAUGUUUAAUUUCCAGUGACCUAUCCAAUGAAUCCAUGCUUAAAGAGAUUGGAAUCAAACUCAUGCAAGUUUUUGUAGAAGAGCUCGUACAUAUUACCUCUCUUCUGAAAGAAACAAAUAUCAACGGUUUGGUCAAUGAAACCAAGAAGAAAGUGUUGGAGUUGCACUCGCCAACCAUGACCUCUUCCACUCAGUCCCCAAUAGUCAUUAGUGAUUCGGGUGAAAGGUUGCAACCUCAAACCCAAAAUUUAUUCUCUUACAUGGAGAAUCUGAAUGAAUUGAGACAAUAUUGCUCAUUCCUUCAUUACUCGUUAAUACCGUUUAGAGAAAAUCUAGAUUGGCUUCGAAAAUUUGUGAAUUACGAAUUUAACAGAAAUCAAACAGAGUUGAGUAUUCUCUCCGAGUCGAAAGACAUCUUAUCAGAGAAGUAUAGUGAAAUUCUGAAUAUUUUGGACGAACUUUCCAUUUAUGAAAGCACUUUACUUUCCAUCACUGAAAAUGAUCCCUUAUUCCUAUUAGUUCACAUCUUGCAAAAUGCACAAGGAUUAAUCUGCUAUUUUUCUCAAUUCCUGUCGACCAAUAGAACUGAAAUAUUUUCUCAAUUUGUUGAAGUCAUUCAGAUCCAUGAAGGGAAAUUUAUUGGCUUCGAUAAUUUAAAAUUACUUUGCAUGAUGGGCUCCAAGCAAUUUAAACAAGCCAUUGAACGGUUAUUGAUCCUAUUGGGUCACGGAAAACAAGAAGAUGAUGCUCUUGGUGUAUUAUUUGGAUUCAUUGAAAGUCGCUGUAGCACUCUCAAUGAUUGGAAAGAUGUUUUGGAUUUGAUCUUUUCACAUUUGAGAGGGCAUGAACAAGCCAAUCAUGAUGCUUCUCAUUCUGUGUCACCUAUGUUUUUGUAUUCACUUCUCGAUAGAAUUUUGAAACUUUUAGCUCAUUCAUGCACGCCAGAUGAUUUCCUUCCUCUCAUUCCACGGAACGGAAGCAUGAACUUUUUCUAUCGCUAUAUUCAAAUGUGCUUUUCUCACUUUUCCUUAUUGACAUCUCCAUUCAACCACAACACCACCUACUUGACAUCUUCUACCAAUUCUCCGUUUGAAAUUUUGUGA